This is a messenger RNA of Knipowitschia caucasica, 519 nucleotides long. Lineage: Eukaryota; Metazoa; Chordata; Actinopteri; Gobiiformes; Gobiidae. The record is from the annotation of a GenBank genome assembly.
AUGGUGACAGCGGUGUGGCAAGGCAGCAAAGCAGUUCAAGAAGACAACGUGCCUUCAGCCGCAGCUCUACAAGUGGAUGAUACCUACACCGGCACCGACUCCGUUACCGGCUCCGUGGCAGGCUCCGCCGCUGGCUCCGAUGUUAGCCCCGCUACUAGCUCCGCCUUUGGUUCCGCUGCUGGCUCCGCCGCCGGCUCUGAUGUUAACACGCCGCCCGCCGUCAGUGGUGGAAACUCCCAUGGUACCCCACCUUCAGCCACCGGCAGUCGUAGUCCCGACGCCAACUCGUUGCCUACAGUAGACGUCCAUGACUCCGAUGCCGGCUCCGAUGUCAGCUCCGCAGCCGGCGGCGGAAGCUCCAGUGCCAACCCUCCUCCAGCCGCCAAUAGCCCGCUGCCCGUAGCUUGUGGCUCAGAUGUUAGCAUGCAGUCCACCGCUGACGGUGAAAGCUCAAAUGCUAACCCACCGCCAGCUGCAGGACGUGGCUUCAAGACGAGCUCAAAGCCCGCAGUCGGAUGA